AUGGCUUCUCAGCUAAAUGAACCCGUCCCAGUCCAAGUCCCAGCUCAGUCAUCCCUGUCGUUUACACAGGGAUUUCUGCUGGGACAACUCUCCGUCGUGCUACUGAUUGGUGCUUUCAUCAAGUUUUUCAUCUUUGGCGAAGCACCACCUCCACCGUCCCGCGGUCUUUCCCAGCGCUCCACGGCAGCUCGACGUUCGAAUUCGAUCUACAACAUCCCCCCUCAUGAGGAUAGCAGGUCAUUGAGAGAAAAACCAUCGACAUCAAACGUCCUGCGUCCAGUACCAGCAUCCUCGACUAAUACCCGGUCUAUCCUUCGAAAGACAUACUAUAGCGCUAUCCCUACCACUACUCCCAAACAUGGUCGCCACAAGAUGCACCACUCUUCACAUCAACCCGAAUCGUUGGACUGGUUUAAUGUGCUUAUCGCGCAGACUAUUGCUCAAUACAGACAAACAGCCUACCUUCUGAAAGACUCCCCUACGUCAUCGAUUCUCAGCUCACUAAAUGCUGUAAUGAACAAUCCAGAAAAGAAACCAUCAUUUAUAGACAAAAUCAAGGUAACGGAUAUAUCACUGGGAGAGGAAUUCCCGAUCUUCAGCAAUUGUCGCAUCAUUAAUGUCGAUGAUCCUAAUUCGGAUGGUGGGAGACUUCAAGCAUUGUUGGACGUUGAUCUGAGCGAUGACAACCUCUCUAUUGCCAUUGAGACAUCUUUAAUAUUGAACUAUCCCAAGCCUUUCUCUGCAAUCCUCCCGGUCGCUUUAUCCGUGUCAGUCGUCCGCUUCUCGGGAACACUCUGCAUCUCUCUUGUCCCAGCACCCACGCCUCCCCUCGACACUCCAUCCCCGUCACCAUCUCCUCCCAAUGCGAAUGCCGAAGCAAACGCGCGCUCUGCAAACUCAACCGAAGAAACUGAAGCUGGUGCGCCCCCGAAAGCCGGUACCCCGAAGAGCAACGUGGCAUUUUCGUUCCUCCCAGACUACCGGUUGGAUCUUUCCGUGAGAUCACUCAUGGGCUCACGCAGUAGGCUUCAGGAUGUGCCCAAGGUUGCUCAAUUGGUUGAAGCUCGUGUUCAUGCAUGGUUUGAGGAACGGGUUGUCGAGCCUCGAGUCCAAGUGGUGGGACUUCCGGAUCUCUGGCCCCGUAUGGGUAGGACAGGCGUGAGGACCAGCGAUGAGUCCGAAACUGGAUCUAAUGCAGCAUCCCGAACAGCUGGGUCUACUGAUAUGAAUGGUCCUCUUCACGGCGAUGAGGUUGAUCGAGAACCGGAAGGGUUGAGGUUUCGUGGGGGACUAAGUGGGAGACCAGCAUUUGAUACUGAAUCACGAAGCAGCAGUUUCAACGUUGAGCCAGGCAGCUUCCGCGGUCAUGCUAUGGUUCGGGAUGAUAGCACCGGCGGUGCAAGUGACCAGUUUAAUAUUCCUGGUUCUUUACCUGACCGUGUGGCCGCUACCUGA
Messenger RNA from Aspergillus wentii DTO 134E9, 1455 nucleotides. RefSeq names its product ERMES complex subunit MMM1 (gene mmm1). The coding region runs from base 1 to 1455 and encodes 484 amino acids. Gene Ontology annotation, cellular component: endoplasmic reticulum; ERMES complex. Gene Ontology annotation, biological process: phospholipid transport; mitochondrion organization. The transcript has 3 exons. NCBI's taxonomy places the organism in Eukaryota, Fungi, Ascomycota, Eurotiomycetes, Eurotiales, Aspergillaceae. The record is from RefSeq and is a predicted model, not a curated record. Gene Ontology annotation, molecular function: lipid binding.